AUGGCAGCAGCACAAGCACAAGCAGGACAACACAAAUGGAACUUUGGAGCCGGUCCCGCCAUGAUCCCCCGCCCAGUCCUCGAACGCGCCCAAGCCGAGUUCCUCAACUACCAAUCCACAGGUCUCUCCCUCAUGGAACUCUCCCACCGAUCCCAACCGUACGAGGACCUCAACAACAAGGCCCAGGCGCAACUCCGUCAACUCUUGAAGGUUCCCGACAACUACAAGAUUAUCUUUAUGCAAGGAGGCGGGCAUACUCAAUUUGCGGCGGUGGUUUAUAACCUCAUUGCCUGGAGGCAUCAUCAGAAUGGGGCCAAGGGCGAUUGGAGACAGAUUCCGGUGGAUUAUGUAGUGACCGGAUCUUGGUCUGCCAAGGCGGCGGAGGAGGCCAAGAGGUUGGGGGCGAACUUGAGGGUUGUGUGUGAUGCCAAGAAGGCUCUGGGCGCGUACACGGGUAUCCCGGCCGAGACGACUUGGGCGACUUCUGAUCCCCAUGGUGCUACUCGUCAAGCGGAUGAUGAGGCCGGACAGAAGCCUGCGUACUUGUAUUACUGUGAUAACGAGACUGUCAACGGUGUCGAGUUCCCUUAUGUCCCUUCACUCCAUGACCCCUCGGUCCCCCUCGUCUGUGACAUGUCGUCCAACAUCCUCUCCCGCCCUGUUGAUGUCUCGAAAUUCGGAGUUAUCUAUGCCGGCGCCCAGAAGAAUAUCGGCCCUGCCGGUGUGUCGGUCGUCAUUAUCCGGGAGGACCUGUUGCAGACCAGCGAACUCAAGGAUGGUUUGCCAGCCGUGGCCUUGAUGUUGGAUUACAAGACGAUGGUCAAGAACAACUCGCUCUACAAUACCCCACCCAUGUUUGCCAUCUACAUCUCCUCCCUCGUCUUUGAGUGGCUCCUCGACGCCCCUUCCCAGCGUGUCCAGGACGGCGAUGCUUCCAUCUACCCUCACUCGUCCCUUGUUGGAGUCGAAGCUGCCCAGGCCAGGAACGAACGCAAGGCCUCGAAACUCUACAAGGCCCUGGACGAGUCUCGAUUCUGUAGGAUUGUCGUUCAGGACAAGGCUGCACGUUCAAAGAUGAACAUCCCCUUCAGGAUAUCUGCUACCCCCAAGGGAGACAGCUCGGCCAUUGUUGACAAGAAGAAGGAUGAGGAGAUGGAAGCUGCGUUUGUGGCUCAAGCUGAGGCCAAGGGAUUGUUGCAGUUGGCCGGUCAUCGUUCGGUUGGUGGAAUCCGUGCCUCGAUCUAUAACGCCAUGACCGAGGAGGGUGUUGAUGUCUUGAUCGCUUACCUCAAGGAGUUCGAGAGCCAGUACUAA
Messenger RNA from Linnemannia hyalina, 1314 nucleotides. Lineage: Eukaryota; Fungi; Mortierellomycota; Mortierellomycetes; Mortierellales; Mortierellaceae. The record is from the annotation of a GenBank genome assembly.